AUGGUAGUGAAGCGGAGCCAAGCGCAUUUGAGCAAGCAUUCAAAGGUGGAAGUUUGCAGCAACGAAGAGGGUUACAGAGGUGCAUGGUUCCCAGCCAUAAUCCUUGACCCUCAACCCCCCGAUCUCUCACCGAAGAAGAAAAGGAAGAAACUUGGCAACUCAAGCAACGCUCUGGUGCAGUACGAGAAUCUGGUCUCUGAAGAUGACCCAAACAAGCCACUCACUGAGCUCGUUGACGUGCGCUCCAUCCGGCCAGUGCCCCCUCCUGACAAUCUUGACCAGCCCUUGGAGCUAGCCGACGUCGUAGACGCUUCUUACCUUGAUGCUUGGUGGGUGGGGGUUGUGAUGAGGUUUGAGGAUGACAAGUAUACAGUGGGUUUCAAAUGCCCACCUGAUCUGCUUGAGUUAAGGCGCUCUGAGCUGCGGCCUCAUUGGGAUUUGCAGGACGGCAUAUGGGUUCGUGCCCGGAAGAAGAGGAUGGCGGGAUCAUUUUUCAGCCCUGGGACAGCAGUGGAAGUGAAUCUCAACAGAGAACAUCUAUUCUGUGCUUGGUUCCCAGCAAUUUAUCUUGGUGAACUAGGGGUCAACUCUUUCUUGCUUCAAUAUAAGAGCUCUAACAACUGCGAUGUUAAAGUGGUUGUAGGUGGGAAACAGAUUCGGCCUCAGCCUCCAAAGUUGGCGGAAAGAGAUUUUAAGUUGGAGGAAAAGGUGGAUGCAUUUUUUGAUAUGGGUUGGCGUGUCGGAGUGAUUAAAAAAGUUCUUACAGGAAAAAAGUAUAUGGUCAGUUUGAAAUUCACAGAGGAGGUGAAGCAAUACAGUCAGUCAGAUUUGAGGCCUCACAUGUACUGGACGGAUGGAAGAUGGGUUACUAUGAUCAAUGGAAAACAGGUUACUAUGAUCAAUGGAAACUGGAUUCCUUACUCUAAGGAAGGUCACUUUAGUAGGGACUAUGAAGUACGAUCAAAGCUAGCAUGUGAGAGUUUCAGUAGUUCUGAGUUAGCUACAGCACUUGAAAGUUCAGGUGCUACCAAGGAUAAUAAUGAAGAAAAAACACCUUGUUCGAGGAUUUCGUGGAAGAAUCAGUCGGAGGACUUGAGUCCUUGCAUUGAUAUAUCACCUUAUGGAAAGACCAAAAAGAAACUAAAAAUUAAUCACAAACCUAAUGAUGAUGCAACCAUUUUAGGUCUGUCCAAGAAGUUAAUAUGUGGACAUUCAGAAGAUUCCGUAUCUUUUGCACAAUUAUUUCAAAGCAGAACACCAGUCAAAACAUCAAGCAAAGAAGCCCCAGUUAGAGAUGGUGCGAAGACUAAGCAACAGCAGGUUGGAGGACUGAACAAUCAAACAAUAGUUUUUUAUAAACGAAAAGUCAAGGAGGGCAGUGAAAUAAAAAAGGCAAAUGAAGAUGUUGAAGAUGAGUAUGGACGAGACAACAUUGAAUCUUCAGGUAUACAGUCUGAUUUUGAACUAACAGGGGGAUCUCUUGCUGACACAUCAUGUCUGCUGCCCAUGGAGGAGGUUGAGCAGAAUGAAGAUGGAGUGAGCAGUGAAAUAGAAGGGAAGGGAAAACUGCCUGAAUAUCUUAUUGAACACCCAAAAGAUCCAGCAACAGGUGAGAAGCACAAUGGAACUGGAGUUGGUCAAGUUGAAUUGACUAAGACACAAUUUGUCAAUGGUUCUGAAGAAGCCAUGAGAGAGACAAAAAUUGUGGAUUCUGCAAUGGAUUACUUGACAACGGCAUCUGCCCAUGAUCAACCUUUAUCUCUGUGCUGCAUAGAGGAAAUGCAUUCUGUAAAAGCCAUAGAGUGCUCAAGUAACACUACUAGGACUGUCAACCAACAAAAUGAGGUUAGAGGAACACAAGUUGAGCAACAAGACAGUCCACAUUCGCCUUUUGUGAGAAGUUCUCCAUUUUGGGAAAGUAUUGAAUCCAUGGAAGUAUUCAAAAGAUUUCCGCAAAAGCCACAUUUUCAUCCUCUGGUGAAGUAUAAAGCAGUUUGCCGUGAAGGAUCAGCCCUUGGAAAUAUGAUAACCUUUGCCGCUUUGGUGGAGAAGACUUCCAAGCUGCAAGUAGGCGAUCCUAGAGACUUAUUUGAUAGCAAUUUGGAGGCACUUGUUGACUUGGAAAUGUUGGGAUUUGAUGUAACAGCAGUACGGCAUCGUCUGAAGGAGUUGGUUGAAAUGAAAGUUAAGUUGGGGCAGCUUCAUAACCAAUUAAAAGAAGUUGACAUUCAGAUCACUGAGUGUACUCUGGACAGAACCAGAAACAAUGAAACCAUCAGUCGGAUUGAUAAGAAGAUUAAGGACUUGAAGGAAAAAGGGGCAAUGCUGAUGUCAAUCAAUGUGGCCAAAGGUUCUGAAAUUAGCAAGCUGCAAUCAGAAGCAAAUGCUAUCACUGAAGGCAUUCAGAGCAUCCAUUGUGAUUUUGAGAAAUUAGCUGCUGCAGCAUGGUGA
Molecule: messenger RNA, 2451 nt
Organism: Prunus armeniaca (apricot)
Lineage: Eukaryota; Viridiplantae; Streptophyta; Magnoliopsida; Rosales; Rosaceae
Source: the annotation of a GenBank genome assembly